This is a messenger RNA of Dictyostelium discoideum AX4, 480 nucleotides long. RefSeq lists its product as hypothetical. The record is from RefSeq and is a predicted model, not a curated record. The coding region runs from base 1 to 480 and encodes 159 amino acids. Lineage: Eukaryota; Evosea; Eumycetozoa; Dictyosteliales; Dictyosteliaceae. The transcript has a single exon.
AUGGACUUCUCUCAAAUUACUAACUCUCUUAAAAAUUCUUUUUGUGAUAAAAAUUAUUUUAAUACAGGUAUCAUUCUUGAUGAAAUGAAGAUCGUUAAGGAAAUUUUAAAAGGUUAUGAAUUGGAAGCUAAACUUAUUAAAUCUGAAACCAUCAACGACCAGUAUAAAAGUUUAAGUAUCACAUAUCAGAAUGGUAUCGAAUGGAUCAAGAUUGAAGAUGUCAUACAGUUAGUCAUUUCAAGUUAUCAUGAUUCUGCUAUUGCUGGACACUGGAGUAAUCGUAAAACUUCUGAAUUAGUCAAGAGAAAUUUUUAUUGGUAUGGAAUGAUGGAAUAUAUCUUAUUUUACUGCAAGAGUUGCAAUGUUUGUUUAUGCGCCACAGAUGAACAUGGGAUUAUACUUGCCAUCUCAUUUACCUGUCUGAUGCUUUAUGGAAAUCAAUAUGGACUUUAUAUCCGGGUUGGAUGCCUGUACUGUUGA